AUGGUCGCCCUUGACAAGGUUCAGCAGUCAAAUGCUCAGAUCACCACGACCUACCCGACAGGUCUAGUUGCGGUCUUUGCUGGCGCCACAGCGGGGAUUGGCGAGACCUCACUCCGCGAGUUCGCAAGGCACACACACAGGCCUCGGAUAUACAUAAUCGGACGCUCACAAGAGGCCUGCGGCCGUCUAGACGCAGGCCUCAAAACUGUCAACUCGGAAGGCCAAUACAUCUUCAUCAGGUCCGACAUCAGCCUGCUCCGCAAUGUCGACGACGUCUGCAGGCAGAUCAGGGACAAGGAGUCAGCCAUCAACGUGCUAUUCAUGAGCCAGGGGACACUUAACUUCAGCAAACAGACGGAAGAGGGCACGAGCUACCUCAUGAGCCUGACCUACUUAGGACGAAUGCGGAUGGCCAAGAACCUACUUCCAAAUCUGCAGCGGGCGACCGGGCUGCGGCGCGUUGUCUCCUCCUUCACGGGCGCCAAGGAGGGCAAGGUGUACGAAAAUGACUGGCAGGGCAAUGAAGGCAAGCUCCCAUUCACAGCCGCACGAGGUCACGGGGCAACAAUGAUGACACUGGGUCUUGCCGCGUUGGCGAGGGAGGCUCCGACGGUCUCGUUUGUCCACGCAUUCCCGGGAACUGUCAAGACAAACAUCAUCAGAAGCGACGAUGGUGCCAUCUUGAGGAUCGUAGACUUCGUCUCCAAGACCUUGUUCUUCAUGACUGGGUAUACGCCCAUUGUGGAGGUCGGAGAGAGGCACACAUUCUAUUGCACAAGCGCGCGUUUUCCUCCCAAGAAAGGUGCAGAGGAUCUAGGCUCAGCGGGAGUAGGUUUACCUGCUGGUGUGAAUGUUGCGAACGGUGUAGAUGGAAGUGGCGCCAGUGGUGUCUACUCAGUAGACACAUACGGCGAGAGUGCCGAUGCAAAGAUCGAGGAGCUCCUUGCAGAAUACACGAGUGAUGGGACGGCAGACAAGUUGUGGAGAUACACUGAAAGCGAGUGGAAACGAGUCACGGGGGCCUUGUCUCUGGAGGGCUGA
Diaporthe batatas is the source of this 1041-nucleotide messenger RNA. RefSeq lists its product as uncharacterized. Gene Ontology annotation, biological process: secondary metabolic process. The transcript has 2 exons. The record is from RefSeq and is a predicted model, not a curated record. Bases 1 to 1041 code for a protein of 346 amino acids. NCBI's taxonomy places the organism in Eukaryota, Fungi, Ascomycota, Sordariomycetes, Diaporthales, Diaporthaceae.